Lithohypha guttulata is the source of this 3648-nucleotide messenger RNA. RefSeq lists its product as uncharacterized. The record is from RefSeq and is a predicted model, not a curated record. NCBI's taxonomy places the organism in Eukaryota, Fungi, Ascomycota, Eurotiomycetes, Chaetothyriales, Trichomeriaceae. Bases 1 to 3648 code for a protein of 1215 amino acids. Gene Ontology annotation, cellular component: nucleus. The transcript has a single exon.
AUGGAUCUCGAAAGAAUCAAACAGGAAUUUCGCCAUCGAUCAGGUCGAUCUAAGCAGCUCAAGAAAAAGAACAGAUUGCCAGUGGUCGCACCGACACCUGAACAACAGUCGCUACAUACCUCAUCUCUGUCACGCGACAGCCCUUCGACAUCGACUUCUUUGGAAGCGGCAGUAGAGGAGAAGGCGUCAGACCUAGGGAAGAACAAAGAGGUAUUCGCAUCCACGAACGGAGACUCCCGUGACACUGUAAAAGAAGAAACAGGAGAUAACGAGAAGAUCGAAGAUGCUCCUAGUACGCAGAGUGGUUCAUUACAGGAAAGACCGAGCUCGUCAGGUACGACAACAGCUCCAACCAGCGACCAAGCAACCGAAACCGGCUCGUUGCCAAACAAUGAGCAAGCACCUGUCGACACAACUCACAAAACCAACCAGUCACACAUGUCUACUGGUUCUCCAGGCAGCGAGGCUGACAGUUUCGAUUUAAACCCUCCAAAACCUCGCCCUAAGCCACCUUCCUUCGAGACGAUUGCUGAGCUCCUUUUUUCCUCAGGACAUCUCAAUGCGAUCCUCCACCACCCUCCUUCCCUCGCAAGGUUUUCCGCUUUCCUGCAGCGAUAUCUGCCUCAAGCAUAUGCCUUGCUGACCCAGUAUCUGGAAACCCAAAAGGCCAUAAAGGCUGUCGAGUACGCUAAUGCCGUUGCUGAAGGUCUGAAACCAGAGUCCACAACUAGUGGCACGUCAACCGAAGUGAGAGGACGAGCUGCUAGGCUCGAUGAAGAGUUCGAGAAAAUUUCUCAGGCUUCCUUCAACAAUCUCGUUGGUGAUGCUUUGCCGAUAUUCAUUUCAUAUUCACUUGUCAGAAUUGCCUCGGAGUGCCUCACGAAUGAAAUCGCCGGAAGAGCGACACCGAUUAUGAGCGAUUUGGUCGGAGGAUUGUCGGAAGUCUUCUGUUUGACUGACCCUAAACAAGAGGAUAACCCUAUCAUCUAUGCAAGCGAGGAGUUUUACAGAUUGACCAGAUAUGGACCGGAAGAGACUCUCAACAGUAAUUGCCGAUUUUUACAAGGCAGAAAAACCAAUCCCUCAUCUGUGAAACGGCUUAGGGCUGCUAUCGACAACGGGGAGGAGAUCACAGAAACAUUGCUGAACUAUAGAAGAGAUGGGAAACCUUUCAUCAACCUGCUUAUGGUUGCCCCACUUCACGAUAGAUACGGCAAGCUGAAAUACCACAUUGGAGCCCAAGUCGACGUUACGGGCUUGGUUGAAGGCGGACGUGGCUUGGAAGGCUUUCAACGAUACCUGCGUUCUAGAGACGAAGAUCAGGGUCAGAAGGAAACAGAACUAGAGCGAUUAGACCCCAACAACGAUCAGGAACGAAAGCAGAGAGCACUCAUGAAGCUGCGUGAGUUGAGUGAAAUGUUCGAUCUGGAAGAAUCAGCAGUUGUCCAAGCACAUAGUAGAGGGAAUUCCUUGGAUCGCGAUGACGAGGAUAGUAGAAGUAUAGGAAGCACCGACAGGAUAUCGAGGCGUGUCUAUAUCGACUCUGACGCUUCCGACGAUGACGAAGAGAGCGACGACCGAACAGUGGGAGAAGACAACAAUGAGUGGAAACUUGGUCAGGCAGGUGACGGCAGACUUUCGGGCAAGCUACCAGGAGUCUACGACUCGUUCAUGCUCCUCAGACCAGCGCCAUCACUGAGAAUUGUGUUCAUUUCACCGAAACUGUACAAGUAUAAGGAUGUACUCCAAACACCGUUUCUGUCGCACGUAUCAGCGCCAAAUGCUACGUUGUCAGGUUUGGUUGAGAGUCUAAAAACCGGUGUACCAGUGUCGGCGAAAAUCCAUUUUUCAACUGAACGAGGUGAAAACAGGUAUGGAACCACGUUGAGGAAUGGCAUAAAACAUGAGGACGGACAUCACGGCCGAGCAAUUUGGAUUUCAGCGACUCCUCUUAUCGGAGAAGAGGAUCAAAUAGGUGUCUGGAUGUGUGUUGUGUGUGAGAAGUCAAAAGUAAAAACAUUUAGAUCAGGAAGUCAGGGGCCGUCAAGAACACCUACACGAGGAACAAAUGACACUAUAGGUGCUCGAGGUAACUCCAGGAACAAGUACAACAGUGAUAUGCUUGGCGGAAGCGCUGAAAGUUCCGACACACGUCGUAAUUCACGUCUCAGGCAGAUAGACGAUGCAGAUAUACCUAUCAGACCCAUCAGAGUGGACAGUGGUACCAUUCUUAUCAGCUCGAAGACCGAGACAAAACCUCCUGCUGCAGACGCUGCCCCUGCAAAGACAUUGAACCCACAGAAAUCUGUCUAUUUCGAUACGAUACAAAACCAAGCAGCCCCUCACGAGGAGGUCGGGAUGCCUGAAAGAACCGAAAACAAAACGCAAGAUCGAGCCGAGCAUCACGAAACAGUAAACAACGACGACUCAGCUCCCCAGACUCCUGCAGGGAAGACAGUUUUUACACCUAUCGAAGAGUAUCAGGGAGCUGAAACAGACAGCAAAGCUUACGAUGUCCAAACUCCUAGUAUGGAUUCGCCUGCUGCUCACGAAGAUUCUGAAGAUGAGUAUGUCACAACACGCUCCCCACAAGCUCAACCCGUAGGACAAGGAGAUAACGAGAGAAUUGUGAUCGAAGAAGACAGUGAUGUAUUAGAAGAGAACGACUUUGGUUCUGAUAGUGUGAAACCGGAGAUAGCGUCUUCAGAAGCAGAGUCGAGGCAAGGAGAGGACCGGAGCAUAUCAGAAGAGAGACACCUGCCAGACGGGAGCCAAGUGGUAGGCGAGACGAAGGAGGACUUGCCAAUCUCAAGAGAACUACCUGAACACCAAGAACGAUCAGAAGAGCAGGAACUACUAUCCCCUACGAUAUCUUCACACCCCGAAAUCACGCCUUCGACAGCUUCGCAAACGCAUGCCGACGAUACCGAAGUCGACGACGCUAUAGUGGGAAGUCCAUCUGCAACUCGCAAAGACGUCGAUAAUACACCGGCAGAGCACGAAUCGAUGGAUAAGGAUACAGGAGAGCAAGCUCCUCCGAACGAACAUGAGCAGUUCAACUCUGACACACUCAGCGUCUCUUCCCGUGGAGGUUUGGAUGAGAGCACACUAAAAGUCCAAGAUGAGCAGACUGAUACCCUGAAUAGCCACGAGCACGAGCACGAGCACGAGCACGAGCACGAACUCGAACAAGAGAAAGACAGCAGCGCUCCAAGCGAUUCUCCUCUGGAUGAGAAGACCCAUUCGCGAUCAGACUCGCCGAAAGCCUCGUCAUCUGAACACGAAUCGACACCUCAGAAAUCGUCAAACAAGGGUGCUGCCGAUGCCUACGAUAUCGAUCGUGACGGAGUGGAAGCACAAGAGCACGAACAAGACAUUAAGAACUGGGUUAGGGACGCUCGACCGCCGUCCAGUCGUGCACGUGAUUAUGACAUAAAAGAAGACGAAGAUAUGAUUGACCAUCGAUCGAGUGCGACUGGCAUGCAGAUGGAUUAUCUUCGAGCUGGCAGCAAUCGAUGGUCCAAUGCACGGGCGCCUCGUCUGGGCCAACAGCGUAUCUCUCAAGCAAACAUGGGACUUGGUGGUGCUGUCGGAGAGAAAAAUGACAUUGACGAUUUGUGCGCCGAUACUCCAUAUUCCGUGGACUGA